CUUUUGUGCGAUCGACUGUGUGACUGCUGAGUGGAGGAACUUUGAGUGGACUGGUUUGUACUUUGAAUGGGCAAUUGGUAAAAGCCGGAACUUGAGAUCAUUCUUGCAGUCUGUAUUGAGAUAUCUAUAGGCCCCCAACUAGAUAUUUAUAAAAAGCACAAAUAAACCAACAAACAACACGACAAGACAAGAGUCUGUCGCUGACAAGGAAGAACUUCGAAGGGAAGGAAGGAAGGACGAGAAGACAUACAACAAUUUCACAAAACUCUACCCAGCUGAUCGAGUAAAAAAUGUCAUUCUCAUUGUGAUUAAAAACAUUAAUGAAAGACUGCUCAGCGAGCACCGGCUCCAGCUCCAAACAUGGCGAAGUUCGCAGUAACCCCACAACAAGCAGACACCACGGACGAUUGCCUAAAGUGCUCUAUCUGCCUGGAGGUGUUCUGCAAACCAGUUGCUAUCAGCUGUGAACAUGUGUUCUGUGAGGAAUGUCUUUCACCGUAUUUAGACAUCGCUUCGCCAAAUUGUCCGCUUUGUAGAAAGGUCUUUGACCCUAAGAAGAGGGUCAAAGCAAAACUCAUUGAAAAGCAGAUUUCAUCAAUGAAGACGAUAUGCAACGGCUGCAAGAAAAAGAUGUCGUUGUCUAAAGUCAGAAAUCACACACUCAGUUGUUCCAAACUCUACACAAACACAGAUUCGGCACUAAAGUUUCGACCUGUCGCUGCAACCUCACAUACACCUCCCAGCGACAUCCCGAACAGGGCCACGUUCAAAUGUCCUCUCUGCGGAGUGAAGAACCUUGACAGCAACGAUUUAAACAGACAUUGUAAUAAGGAACAUAAAGGGAAUACUGCCUCAGUUGUCUGCCCUAUAUGUGCAUCGAUGCCCUGGGGCGAUCCCAACUACCGCAGCAGUAACUUCAUCGAACACUUAAAUCUUCGCCAUAAAUUUGAGUAUCACACAUAUGUGGACUAUGACGAUGAUGAAGAUGCAGUCUUAGCCAAAGUCCUCCAAUCAUCUCUUCAAGACAAAUAACUCUCCGAGUUGUGCUAGGACAAAACAACAAUUACCCGUGGGACAUCUACUAUUAAAGGAGAGGUACUUCACUGAUAUCCUUACAAGCACUUCCAUUGACAAAAUAUUGGAAUCUUCUAAAGGGGCACCAAGCUCAACAUCUGGGGCAAUGGUCUCUGUGUCCUCAGUGUAAAAUCCAGACCUGUCCUAUGAAAUCAGAAUUACAUCUAUUGCAACACCCCUUACAAAUAUUCUGCCUUUUUAUUGGUUUAGAGGACGUCACAUGAUAUGUCUUAGUUUUACUAGA
Asterias rubens (European starfish) is the source of this 1318-nucleotide messenger RNA. Its product is annotated as E3 ubiquitin-protein ligase RNF166-like. Lineage: Eukaryota; Metazoa; Echinodermata; Asteroidea; Forcipulatida; Asteriidae. The transcript has 6 exons. Gene Ontology annotation, biological process: protein polyubiquitination; ubiquitin-dependent protein catabolic process. The record is from RefSeq and is a predicted model, not a curated record. Gene Ontology annotation, molecular function: ubiquitin protein ligase activity. Bases 361 to 1032 code for a protein of 223 amino acids.